This is a messenger RNA of Drosophila subobscura, 4577 nucleotides long. RefSeq lists its product as uncharacterized. Lineage: Eukaryota; Metazoa; Arthropoda; Insecta; Diptera; Drosophilidae. The record is from RefSeq and is a predicted model, not a curated record.
UUAAUUUACCAUGGUUCAGCUAGCGUUGUACGUUUUUCGCUCUUCGCUCAUUUUCUUUCGUUGUGUGCUUCGGCAAUGUCGUGUUUCGGAACGGUGAAAACAGCAACAACAAGAUAAGAUUUUCCGAUUUUCCGUAUGGAAGCAGCGGCGGCAUUUGUUUUGAAAGUAAAGCAAAAGCGAGCCAGAAAAACGAAAUAUAAAGAAGCGCCGACAGCGAUGAAAGACCGCGCCUCGCCUCGCCUGAAUCCAAACGGUGUUUAAUGUGCGGCGUGCGAGUGUGUGUGAGUGCAGACGAAUAUAAGCCAAAAAGGAAGUGAAAAUAGUGCAAAAAGAGCUCCCGCAUAAUAAUAAUAAAGAAAGCCGAGUAAUAAUAAAAUAGGCAACAAGACAAGGCCCGGGAGAGCAGGCCACCAGACCCCCAAACCCCAAGCAACGACCAGUAAUACCAAGGCCCCAAAAGACCAGACCAGUUUCAAAAAAGCCUAUUUACAGGGCCUGCCUGCCGCCAGAUAGUAGUGUACGUGCGUGUGUUUGUGUCUCGUUAUUUGCGUGUGUGUGUGUGUGCUAGAAGAGACCACAUACGAGGAGGGAAAGGCAGUUUCAAGGAGCGGAAAGGCAGCGGCAGCGAGCAGUGCGCGAGCAAGCAAUAAGAAUAAUAAAUUACACUUUGCUAUAAUAAGAAAAAUUUAUACAUACCUAUACACACACAGCCAUACAGACGGGCCAGUGCCCCACACACAUGUGCACAAGUAAUGCUGGCGUGUGAGUGUGUGUGCACUGCGCUGCUUGUGGAAAAUUGUAAUAAAAUAUGAACCGCAGCUAGCCCGCAAAGGAAGCGGAGAGCGGUGCGGAAAGAGUAAAAGAGAGAGAUAGAGAAGAAGAGGAAGAGAAGCGGCAGCAAAACGAGAAAUCGACUGGAAAACCCACAAAAAAAAAACGAAGGAAAAGAAUUGAGUGAAAAUAUCGAAACUGCAUCAAAGAAAAGCAGCUACCACUACUAUAAUCGUAUUCAUGUGCCAUUUAAUUGUUUGGGAAAAGCUUUAAAGGGAUAUACACCACACUAUAUCUAUAAGACGCAACAGUAUUAGCAACACACACAAAUAUAUACCCCCCGCGCGUGCAACAUGUCCUGCAUAUCGAGCAAUUUCAGCUCCUUCUUCCUCAAUUCGCUCAACGAUCCCUCGGAGUUUUCCAAGUACUUGAGCAAUGGCGAACUGAAAUGCACUCAAUUCGAGGAAUUUCAAGUGUUUGGCUGCGGCGCAGGCGCAUCGUCGGGGCAACAGCCGUCGCUGCAGCAGCAGCAGUUGCAACAACAACAACAACAUCUACAGUAUUCCCACACACAUCUAUCCAAUGGCUGCGGCACGGAUUUCUCCUACGAGGCAGCAGCAGCGGCGGCGUCAUCGUCGUUGUCUUCCCAUAUGCAACGGGAAACCUGCCUGAGUGGUGCGGCCGCCGCCGGCAGCUCAGGUAGCGGUAAUCCGACGACGACGUCGAGCACUCACUCGCACACAGCCGCCGCCUUCGUCGCAGCAGAGGCGGGCGUCGCCGCAACGCCGACGUCAGCAGCAGCGUUAGCGGGAGCAGCAGGAGGAUCUGUCGCAGGACCAUCCCCCGGCAGCAAUCGCUGGCCAACGGCGGUGGCCACCCCCAAUGGGGGAUCGGUAUCGGUGCCCCAGCACUUUGAUGGUUCCUUCGAGUUUAUCAAAUAUCUGCGCCACUCCACGGACUUUACGCCGGGAACAGCCAGUACCACGCCUAGCGAUAGCUCCACAGUAGCAGCUGCAGCAGCGUCAGAGAAGAGCGGCGCCAAGGGACCGGGAGUAGCACUUGCGGCAGUGGCAGGCGCUGGCACACCACCCCCGCCAGCCCAAUCGCCCGUGGCCAGUGCGGGGCUCCUCGACCUGGACACGAGUACCUCCCAGAAGUCGCGAUCCGCCUCCCGCAAGGUGGCCGCACUUCUCUCCUCCGUUUCGCGCGCUUCCAACAGCCUGGUGGACACAAGCACCUCCGCGCUGGACGUCUUCGAUCACGAUUCGAAGCAGACCAUCUUCGACCUGCAGCACAUGGCCUCCAACGGCUCCUCCAACUCAAAUGAGUCCUCUCUGGAGCUACUUGCCUUCCCCAACUCCCAUUUGAAUGCUUCCAACUCAAAUACCUCGUCGGAGGGCGCUGCUUGCGGGAGUGCCGGGGAGUUUGGUGGCAUUCUGACUGGCGCCAGCUCUUCCUCGACCGCCUCCUCCUCGUCGCACGCACCCAAGCUGCUCGGCAGCUUUGUGAUCAAGGAGAACUUCGAGGUGCAUCCCUCCCACAAAGUGGAGGAGGGCAUCUUCCAGCACAUGAACAAACUCCCCUCCAAGAAGAAGGACACGCUCAAGCAGCUGGGCGUCCGAUUCACGGGCCAAAUGACGUUGACGGACAAAUCGAUUGUGGUCGAGAAUUUCAUCAAGUUUUGCGAGGAAUAUGAAAUCAAGGAUCAUCGGCCCUGGCUAUCCCUCAAUCAGUGUGGCCUGAACAAGCCCGAACAGAUCAAAUUCGCACGAUAUUUGGGACAGGGUCUGCCCACGUUUACGCUCUUUUGCAUUUAUAGCAAUUAUAAGAAUCUGUUUUGCACCAAACGCACAGAAAUCUACACGAAGGAUGGCUACAAUCUGCCUUAUAUACUCGACAAAACCAAGCGCUUCCUGGCCAACACAACAGCUGACCUCAAGAACAUGGCCGCGGCCAAUGAUGGAUCUCUGGAGUUUGCAGCAGCCAACAGUAGCAGCAGCAGCAGCACCAGUGCCAGCGCCAGCACCAGCACCAACCUCAUCAACAGCAACAGUAACAGCAGCAGCAGCAGCGGCACCGUGAACCUGUCAGCAGCAGUGGCUGCUAAUGCGAACAGCAAUUAUGUCACAGCGCCCACCACUGCCCCUCUGCCACCCACAAUGGAUCCCCGCUAUGUGUGUGGCGCACCGCCGACGCCGGGCUUGCUGCCACCGCCGGCGCUGGGGCCGCCGCCGCGCUCCCUGGAACAGAUGAUCAUCUAUGAGAACUUUGAGGUGCACGAGACGCACCGCAUCGAGGACGGUGUGUGCACGCACAUCAGCCGGCUGCCACCCAAGAAACAGGAGCUAUUGAAACAGUUCGGUAUACAGAGUAGUGGGCAGCAAUGUCUGAGCAAUUAUGAAAAGUACAUACUCAUCGAGAACUUCAUCAAGUUUUGCAAUGAAUAUCAGAUAUCCGAUCAUCGACCCUUUUUGGACUUCCACGAGAGCGCUUUAUCCAAAUGUGAACAACUUAAAUUUGUACGAUAUCUGGGCCAGGGGCUAUCCAAUCUGACGCUAAACAAGAUCUAUGUGGCAUUCAAGGAUCUGCUGGGCAACGGCAGACCCGACAAAGCUGGCAUGGAGAGCUAUAAUUUGGAUGUCCUGUUAAAGAAGAAGCGCAAGAAUCUCUACAAUCGUAUGCAUGCGGCUGCUCCCAGCAUUGAUCUAACCGUCUACGAUUCGGUGCAACAUCCCCAAGCACAGCCACAUCCGCAUUCGCAUCAUUCUGCCUUGAGCACACCACGCCCGCAUCAUGCUUUUGCCGCCCUAAAUGUGGCGACACAGCGCAGUGAAGUAUGCAACGAAUUGACGCCCGCAGGCUUGCAGUACAGUUACGCCGGAAACGGAAAUGGACCACGGUAAAGACGGGCCCAAUAGGACCCCCAAUAAGUCAUCAAUAACAUAUUCAUACAAACAUACAUAAAAAACUUCUUCCUGGAACUGGACCAGUAACUGUUGUGUCUUCGAAACGAACAAGAAAAAAAAACUUAAACCAAAAAACCAAAAGAAUUGUUAAGCGAAAUCAUUGAAAACUAAGUGCUAAAUUAACCAAGGAAAUUAGAUAUCAGAGACACUAGUAAAAUUAGGCUAAAUGUUAACAAAAGAUUUAACUUAAAUCGAAUGAAAUUCAAUUAAGCCAAAACCCGACAGGCAAAAUGGAAAUUACUAAAGAAACUCAGAUGUAAGCUUAUUUAUACUCAAGGUAAACCACUAUACAACUAUACUUACGAGAGUAUACACACACAUAUUAUAUACAGUAUAGGACAUACAUACAUAUAUUUCUGUAGUUGCCAUAGCGCUUCUGGGUGCAGCCAAAUUCUGUCCAGAACAGAACAGAAGUGAACUAUACCCGAAUCGGUACAAUAUACACAUAAAUACAUAUUAGCUUCGGUUUCCAGCAUCUCAACCCCAUGAACCCUGCCCUCCCCAGCCUCCUGUCCAGCAGUAGUGGAUGGUUUAAGCCUAGUCUCUAAGUGCAAACAAAAAACACCAAAAAUAUGAUCAAAACUAAAACAAAGAACGACCUCCUCCCAAAAUGAAAGUUCCCUAAAUAUGACGCAAGCUACGAGUAACAAGUAGAUCAAACCUAGCUGGUAAGAAGAGACAAAUUUUUAGAGUAGAUUACGAUCGAGUGGAAGCACAGAUGAUUAACUAAAUAUUCCUAUAUACAUACAAUAUACAUAUACAUACAGAUAUAUACAACAAGCAGCAUCAAAAUUUCAAAAAGGAAAACGAAACGAAAAAUCAAACGCAGAAUAAAACCAA